Molecule: messenger RNA, 6191 nt
Organism: Folsomia candida
Lineage: Eukaryota; Metazoa; Arthropoda; Collembola; Entomobryomorpha; Isotomidae
Gene: clu
Product: clustered mitochondria protein homolog
Exons: 15
Coding region: 756-5468 (1570 amino acids)
Biological process (GO): intracellular distribution of mitochondria
Cellular component (GO): cytoplasm
Molecular function (GO): mRNA binding; protein binding
Source: RefSeq, a predicted model, not a curated record
ACUCUCGUCUGGGCCAGGCCAGCGUGUUCUUCUCUCUCUUCUUGUUCUUCUCGUUCUUCUCAUUCUCUCCUCCGUUAAUAUAUUAUUAUCUCCCUCCUGCAUAUUUAAAGCGUCGUGGUUAACUAAAUACCUUGCUUACUCAGUUCUUCUUCUUCUUUACCACUUUUCUCCAUCACCUACGACGAGCUCGUAUAUUCUGUUCAUACUAAUGAGAGACUAAAAAAGUAUAUGUGUUAAGACUUAACUAUAUAACUUAACUAACUCUGGUUCAAUUAAGUAAGCCUUCUCGGCCCCGUUUUAAUAUGAGAUCCAUUGUUUAACACGGUUCGGCCUCACCUCUUCUUUCUUCCGCCUCGUCGUCCUUAGCUCCUGCUCUGCGGUACAGUUAAACUUUGCCAUUUCGCCGGAGAUAAGUUCAUCUUCGAGAAGAAAAUUUGUAAUUUUUCAUAAUCUUGAUCUUUUUCUUCCAUUAUUUUCGGAGUGGAGUGGGAUUUUCCAUUUGUGACAAGUUUACGUACGCUACUUUUGGUCCUUUGUUAAAUAAGUCAUGUAGUUAUAUUUAAGUCUCGACGAGAUAUAAUUAAACUAAUUUUGUGGGAUGACAAUUUUUGACGAAAUUUUCAAUCAGUGUGAAUUUUAAGUACAGUGUGUGAAAAAUAUUAAGUGUGUGUGCGGAUCGAUUUUCCAUCAUCCUGAUCGGAUCAGAUCGGUAUUUGUGCUUGAAUUAGACUGACGCCCAGUGUGUUGACCUCAGGAUGAAAGUGACCGACGGGUCGGACUCGUCUUCUUCCCCGGCAGUAACUUGCCCCGAGAGCAAUAAGAGAACCGGUGGUGGUGGUAAGGGAGAUGGCACGAAGGCGGAUAAGAAGUUACCCGGAAAUGGAGUAGCAGUAGCGGCAGAUGACCUGACUUCUUCCGGCUUAUCGGACGAGUCUGAAGUGGAAAGCAGCAAUAAUCAUCAGAACGGGACGACUCAUACGAACGGAAAUGGUGGCGGUGGUGGUGGUGGAGAGUCUCCCGGGUCCUCCGAUGUCGACGUGGCCCUGCCAAACGGUGGAGGAGGGGGCAAAGUCAAGACUAAAAAACAGCAAGAUAAACACACCUCGAAUGGGAAGGCGAAAAAUUCGAGAAAUUCGGAAGACAUGAAUGGUAGCAAUAAUAAAAAGUCAAAUAGUAACUGUACCCCUCCUCCCGUGGCGACGACGACGACGACGACGACGACCACGAGUUCCGACGAGGGGGAGGAAACCCCGAAAGAUGACGAUCCUAGUGGCGAUUCGCCGAAAGGAGAUAAUCCCGAGGAUGUUUUUUAUGUUCAUGAUACCGGACUUACAAUCAAGAUCGUGGCGCCGGGCGCGGAACCGUUUGAGAUUCAGGUCGCUGUUUCUAGCAGCGAAAUUGUCCAAGAGUUGCACCAACUGCUCAUGGAACGGGAGGACACUUGUCACCGGACGUGCUUCUCGCUCCAAUUGGAUGGCAUCACGCUGGACAAUUUCGCCGAGUUGAAGAGCAUCCCGGGUUUGAAGGAUGGUUCCGUGAUUCGGGUCGUUGAGGAGCCGUACACGUGUCGCGAGGCGCGUAUCCACGUGAAACAUGUGCGCGACCUGUUAAAGCCGUCGGACUGGGCGGACGCGUACGCGGGGGCGGACUGCGCGUCACUCUCCUUCCUCAACGCCGUGAGUGGGGGCGACCUCUCGGGCAAGAAACGCGUCGUGGACUGCACUCCGCCCGACUACAUUAUGCCCGGCACGGCAAACUCCCUCCUUCUCAACCCUAUCCAUCCUCUCAAUAAGGAGCACAAGCCCAUCUCUUGCCUCAAAGUCAUGGCUGCCUCCGGCUGGAACCCACCCCCCGGCUACCGCAAACUCCACGGGGACUUGAUGUACCUCCUCGUGGUGACUUUGGAAGACAAAACGUGUCACAUUACCACGUCCCCACGCGGCUUUUACCUCAACCGUUCAACCACCGACGAAUUUGACCCGGCCCCCUCCUCCCCACACAAUUUCCUCUCUCACUCUCUCAUCGAACUCCUGAACCAAAUCAGCCCCGCGUUUCGCAAGUCGUUCACCGCUCUGCAGAAGCGGCGCAUGUCGCGACAUCCUUUCGAACGGGUGGCGACCCCGUACCAAGUCUACUCCUGGGUCUCACCCCCCAUCCCGCACAAUCUGGACGCCAUCCGGGCGGAGGAAGCCUUCUCGUCCAAACUCGGCUAUGAAGAACACAUUCCUGGCCAGACGCGCGACUGGAAUGAGGAGCUCCAAUCCACCCGCGAACUGCCGCGAUCCACCCUUCCGGAGCGCCUCCUCAGGGAGCGCGCCAUCUUCAAAGUACAUUCAGACUUCGUAUCCGCCGCUACUCGGGGGGCCGUGGCCGUCAUCGAUGGCAACAUUAUGGCCAUCAAUCCCGGCGAGUCGCAUAAAAUGCAAAUGUUCAUCUGGUCCAAUAUAUUUUUCUCGUUGGGGUUCGAUGUCCGCGACCAUUACAAAGAGCUCGGAGGCGAUGCAGCGGCCCACGUCGCGCCCAGGAAUGAUUUGCAAGGUGUCGCGGCGUACAAUGCGAUCGACUUGGAUGGUUUGUACACCCUGGGAACGGUGGUGAUUGACUAUCGCGGCUACCGGGUGACGGCGCAGAGCAUCAUUCCCGGGAUACUGGAGAGGGAACAGGACCAGUCCGUGGUUUAUGGGUCGAUCGACUUUGGCAAGACGGUCGUCACGAAUGAAAAGUAUUUGGACUUGUUGAAAAAGGCGGCGCCGAGACUCAAAGUGUUGCCGCAUUACGUGCUGAACGAGAAGGAGGAGGUGGUCGAGUUGUGCUCCAGCGUGGAGUGCAAGGGCAUCAUUGGGAAUGAUGGGAGACAUUAUAUUCUCGACUUGUUGAGGACUUUCCCACCGGAUGCCAACUAUUUGCCGGGUGAGAACGUUGAGCUGAGCGAGGAGAUAAGAGCGAUGGGUUAUCCGAUGGAACAUCCUCACAAGUUGUGCUGCCUUCGUCAAGAGUUGGUUGACGCCUUUGCCGAGUCGAGAUACAUGAGCUUCAUCAAACUAGCGGCAUAUCACCUGCAGACGAUGGGUCUCAGCAAAAAGUUGAACAUUGAGCCAGCCCCCACAACAGCGGAAGGAGAAGACGCGAGUAUUAAGGGCGAAGACGGUGCUGGUGUCCCAAAUCAAAACGGAAUCGGACUCGGAGGAGACGAAGAGUCGGCCAAAAAGGAGGAAAACAAUGUCAAACGAGUCGUCGAAAGUUUCGUGACUGAUAAGGCUGAAGAAUCGAGCACUGUGAAAGCCAUCAGACAAGCCGCCGCGUCCGUGUGUUCGCUAUCCGAGACGGAGUUUGACAUCCGUUUCAAUCCUGACAUCUUCUCACCCAGCGUUCGUCACGCGGAGCCCUGCGCGGAAAAAUUGGCCCAAGUCGCGCAAAGAGAUGCGGACCGCGAAGCAGCCGAGCGGGCCAAAGAAGCAGCCGCGGAGGGGUCCACGCCACCAGAAGCAACAGAGUCAAAUGCCUCGACGACGACAAAAGAGGUCGCGAAACCCAAAAAAUACCCAAGCAUGGACCUCCAAACGAAAAUCAAUAAAGAAGCCUGCGAAUUUUUACUAAUGUACCAAAUUCCCCAGUUCGUGAGAGACAUUACAUCGAAUAGUGCUUGCGCCCUGGACAGCGGCUCGACCUUUUUCGGCCCGAACGCCCUCAUCAUGGAUGGCGCCACGCUCUCGGCCGCCAUGCACGCGCGCGGCAUCAACAUCCGCUACCUCGGCCGCGUCGUGCAACUCCUCCUCGAGCGGGAAAAGGCCGUGAGAGAAGGCGCGAGCACGGUCGUUUCCUCCGUCGCCACGACGACCACGCCCAACGGCGCCGCCCCUACGACGAACGGACAAUCUCAGCCGCCCACGCAGAACGGCACCAGCUCAACGACGACGAACGGACACUUGGCCAACUUGCCGCACUACAUGACCACGAUCGCUCUGAUGGAACUUAUCGCCAGGGCGGCCAAGCAUAUUUUCAACCCUUACGUACAGAGUGUCGACGUGAUGAACCAGAGUCUAGCCAUCAGUCAUUUUCUUAACUGUCUCCUCAUGUCGGGACAGUCUGCAGUGCCUCCAAAUCUUAAUGAUGAGCUCACACCGUUGCGCGGCUCUCGCGGCGGGACACACCGGAACAAGUCCAAGCAGAACAAGGCGAGGAACAGUUCCUCGUCAGGGAAUGGGAACGGGAUCGAGUGGACCGCUCUGACCCAGUCGUCCCUUUGGGAACAGAUUCUGGGUGACAUUUCGACCUACUUUGGUCUCACCUUCCCGCCCGGAGAGACCUUCAAGGACUCGCUGGACGGGACGCUGAGUUUCUACGGCAUCCAGAAAAUCUCCCUCCUCCGCUCAUUCACGCUCAAGACGGGGGUUCAAAUCCUUCUCCGCGAGUACCAAUUCCAUCGCAAUGGGGCCACGUCGGGAAAGUCGUCAGGAAACACAUUCACCCAGGAAGACGUCCUCAACGUGUUUCCCGUAGUGAAACAUAUCGAUCCCAAGGCCUCUGACGCGUACACUUUCCUUGGAACGGCUCAAUCCAAAAUGUCUUCCGGCUUUUUCCGCGAAGGGUACGAGCUCCUCUCGGAGUCACUCAAUCUGCUGAACAACGUUUAUGGCGCGAUGCACCCCGACAUCGCGCUCUGUCUGCGCUCCCUCGCCCGUCUCAACUACGUCAUGGGCGAGCACGGGGAUGCCAUGGCGUACCAACAGAAGGCCCUCUUCAUGGCGGAGAGGAUCCUCGGCGUGGACCAUCCCACAACCAUUCUCGAGUACACGCACCUCGCCCUCUACUGCUUUGCCAAUAAUCAGGUCACCACGGCCCUCAAACUUUUGUAUCGGGCUCGCUACCUAGCUUUGCUCGUCUGCGGAGAAAACCACCCCCACGUGGCCCUUCUGGACAGCAAUAUUGGGCUGAUCCUCCACGCCGUAGCAGAAUACGAACUCUCCCUCAAAUUUCUCGAAAAAGCGUUGGACCUGAGUAAGAAAUAUUUUGGGGCGAGGUCUCUCAAAACGGCGGUGGGACACCAUCUCGUCGCCAGAACGCAGAGUUGCAUCGGCGACUUCCGCUCCGCCCUGAUGAACGAGCGAGAGACAUUUUCCAUUUACCGGGAACAACUGGGCGAAAAGCAUGAAAAGACUUUGGAGGCUUCCGAUUGUUUGCAGCAUCUGACACAACAGGCCGUCGUGUUGCAGAGAAAAAUUAACGACUUGGCUCACGGGAAAGGUCUGCCUCCCAUUCAGAUCCAGCCCCCCUCCAUGGGCUCCGUGCUAGACAUGUUGAACCUGAUUAAUGGGAUUUUGUUCAUGCAAAUUAGUCAACAAGACAUCGAAACAUUUAAGGCUGAACUGGAACAACGCGCAAAGGAGUUGUCGCCCACGAGUAGCUUACCCCAAGCCGCCAUCCAACCCGCCGCCGCCGCAACCGUCAUGGAGGAGCCCUUAGACUAAAUAAUUACCUAAAAAUCAGACAACCCUAUUAAAUCAGCGUAUGGUGUCCUUCGCAAGCUAAUUAAGUACAUAAAUUCUUCUACCGACACAUAUAUUCAAAGAAGCCGACAACCCAUAGCCACACACUUCCUCUUGUUAGUUACUACUCAUCUUAUAUCUUUUGUAAGUCAUUGUCGUCGUCGUCGUCGUCGUCGUCGUUUCGUUAGAAGAAGAAGAGGAACAAGUACAAAAAGUAACUGUUGCUUCCUUCCUGUUAAAUCCUGCUGAAAGAAGAAAAAAUAGAAAUAAUUGUCGCGGUGGUGGUGGUGGUGGUGUGACGAUGACGAUAAUGAUGAUGGCGAAGAUGAUGGUGAAACGUCGUGGUGUGCGAGAUGAUGGCCCGUAGUAAAAUAAAGUAGUAGUUGUGAUGAUUUUCUGAAGUGUACUUUAGCUAAGACAACAAAUGUUGUGAUAGUAAAAAUGUGUAGUGGUGCAAUUGAGAGUAAAUCGAUUAUUAUUAUUGUUAUUAAUGAUUAUUGAAUAGUUUGAUACUUAGAUUUAUAUUGCUACGUAAAUGCUAGUUACAUAGUCGUAUACGUAAAAAAAUUGUGACCAGUGAUGGAUGAUAUAUAGGAAAAUUGUUGAUUUGUUCUUCGCGUGCCAUCAUUAUUAUUGAUAAUAUUAUGCUGAUUAUGCACCUGCAUAAUUUGUAAGACGUCAAUAAAAUCAAAAUAGCUAACGUAA